Molecule: messenger RNA, 969 nt
Organism: Euleptes europaea (tarantolino)
Lineage: Eukaryota; Metazoa; Chordata; Lepidosauria; Squamata; Sphaerodactylidae
Gene: DHRS7B
Product: dehydrogenase/reductase 7B
Exons: 6
Coding region: 40-969 (309 amino acids)
Cellular component (GO): membrane
Molecular function (GO): oxidoreductase activity
Source: RefSeq, a predicted model, not a curated record
UCUUGUGAAUCCAGGAGGAACUGCCACAAAGGGAAGCUGAUGGAUCUCGCCUCCGCGGUCAUCCUUCCGCUGCUGGCGGGCAGCUUGGGGGUUUACGGCUUCUUCUGGUUGCUGCAACGGAUGUGGGCAAGAGCCUACCUCAAAGACGCGGUGGUAGUGAUCACUGGGGCCACUUCGGGCCUAGGGAAAGAAUGUGCCAAAGCUUUCCACGCCGCCGGGUCCAAGCUGGUGCUGUGCGGCCGGAACGGCGAGAGGCUGCAGGACCUGCUGAGGGAGCUCUCCACCAUGGCCGGUCAUCCCAAGAACCCCCAUAAACAUCACACUGUGACCUUUGACCUCUCGGACACCAAAGCAGUGGUCAGCGCCGCCGAGGAGAUCUUGAAGAGCAUGAGCCACGUGGACAUCCUGGUCAACAACGCCGGGAUCAGUUAUCGAGGAACCAUAGCAGACACAGCGGUAGAGGUGGAUAGGAAAGUAAUGGAAACCAAUUACUUCGGUCCCAUCGCUUUGACAAAAGCCCUCCUGCCCUCUAUGAUCAAGAGGAGGCAAGGUCACAUUGUGGCGAUCAGCAGCAUCCAGGGCAAAAUCGCCAUCCCUUUCCGCUCUGCCUAUGCCGCCUCCAAACACGCCAUGCAGGCCUUUUUCGACUGCCUGCGAGCGGAAGUGGAGCAGGACGGUCUCGACGUGACGGUCGUGAGCCCCGGCUACAUUCAGACAAACUUGUCGCUGAACGCCAUAACAGGCGACGGAUCCCAGUAUGGAGUGAUGGACAAGGCUACCAGCCAAGGCCAAGGAGCCGCGGAGGUGGCACAGGAGGUCCUCAGCGCCGUGGGGAAGAGGAGAAAGGAAGUGCUGGUGGCCGGCCUCACACCUUCACUGGCGGUGUACCUGCGGACGCUCUUCCCCAAGCUCUUCUUCGCCUUCAUGGCAGCCAGAGCCCGGAAAGAGAGGAAAGCCAAGGAGUCGUAA